Molecule: messenger RNA, 709 nt
Organism: Chiroxiphia lanceolata (lance-tailed manakin)
Lineage: Eukaryota; Metazoa; Chordata; Aves; Passeriformes; Pipridae
Product: translation initiation factor IF-2-like
Exons: 3
Coding region: 1-552 (183 amino acids)
Source: RefSeq, a predicted model, not a curated record
AUGUCUGCCGCUGCCGCCGCCGCGGCUUCCCCUCCGCCGCGGAGCGCGGUGCGAUCCCUCACUGACAGCCCCGCCGCCGCCGCCGCCGCCGCCCGCCCGUCUCCAUGGCAACAGGGAGGAGGGAGGGAGGGGGAUAAGCCGCUUUCCCUCCGCCGCCGCGGGCCCGAUCCAGCUCGCGGGUGCCCUGGGAAGCUGCCGCGCCCGGGCGGGCAGGGCUCAGCUUUUAUUUAUGAGAGCGUUUUGCAUCGCCGCUGUGUCCUCCCGGCACAGUCGCUCCGCGCCCCGGACCGCGGGCGUUGCGUGGCUGAGGCCGUGCGCUUCUGCGGCGCAACGAAGCACCCGCAGCGCCGAGAGGAAAAGGGGCCGGUGGGGCUGCGGGUGGUGACAGUCUGCAGGUACCAGUGCACCACACGGCAAGAACAGACGGGUGGGAACAUGGGGCACCCAGACGGAACCCGGACGAAGCCUGUUCACGUGUUUGACCACCCUUUUGAUAUAGAACUCCUUCCUCUAAAGUCUGAACCUUCUGAACCUCUCCUGGCAAAGCUUUGAAUCAUUCCCACGCAUCCUGUCACUGGAUACCAAGAAGAAGAGCUCAACACUUCCUCUCCACUUCCCCUUCUCAGGAAGCUGUGGAGAGCAAUGAGGUCACCUCUUAGUCUCUUUUUCUCUAAACUAGACAAACCUGGCCAGUCAGUAAAAGGUUUUG